Messenger RNA from Mycosarcoma maydis (corn smut), 8640 nucleotides. RefSeq lists its product as uncharacterized. The record is from RefSeq and is a predicted model, not a curated record. Gene Ontology annotation, biological process: secondary metabolite biosynthetic process; amino acid activation for nonribosomal peptide biosynthetic process. Gene Ontology annotation, cellular component: cytoplasm. The transcript has 12 exons. Bases 1 to 8640 code for a protein of 2879 amino acids. Gene Ontology annotation, molecular function: phosphopantetheine binding; catalytic activity. Lineage: Eukaryota; Fungi; Basidiomycota; Ustilaginomycetes; Ustilaginales.
AUGACCUAUCCUGCUCACCUCUCGAACGCUUCGGCAAAUCUUACCUCAACCAAACCCCAUCACGUUGAGAUGGAUCUGGGCCAGUCAGAGCAAUGUUGCGUUCCUUGGGAGUUUAUCCUUCCGUUCAUCUCAACAGAACACCGGGGUGAGAUUUGCAGCUUCGUCAAGCUGGCUCUGGCCAUGGCCAUGUGCAGAGUGUCGGGAGAUUCAGACGCAGCUUUCUGCGUACUCAAACCCAUCGGCGCCUCAGUUGCUUCGACUGUUCGUGCAGGAGGCGAUCGAACGACGCAGCUGCUGAAGUUUAGCGUUCAGCUCGAGGAGACCUUGACGAUCGGUCAAGCGCUAUCCAGGAUCGGUGAAUCGACUGAGCAGCCGUUCAAUGAGCUAGAUGGAAACGAACCGUUCAGCGGCGCAAGCGGUUGGGUAGUACUUGCUAUUCCCGCAGAGCUAGAUCCCGAAGAUCAUGAAGACGAGCAGGGGCUUCAGAAAAAGGAAGCUUCUCAAGGCGCUGCACAAAUCACCACGAUCCUUAAGACAAUCAUCCGAUCGGAUUGCAACGAGGCUCUUCACAACAUUGACUCUCUCGAUAGUGACGAACAAAUCCUCGUCCGUGACCAUUGGCCUUGCCAGAAAGUCUCGAAAACCUUCUCGUUGGACACUCCCGCCUCAGUGGGUGGUUUCGAGAGCGUUCAAAUGCAGAUAGCUCGACGCGCACAGCUUCAUCCCAAGAAGAUUGCAUUGCAGACCGCGGAAGGACGUUGCAUGCCAUAUGGCAUGCUCUAUAGACAGGCGCAACACCUGGCCUCCCUUUGUGCUGCCGAGCUCUCUUCCACGGAGAGGGCAUCACCGAUUCCGCUGGCACUUGACCAAGGCAUUCCUUUCCCUCGUGUCAUCCUCACAACCGCCAAGCAAAGUGAUUCGCUGCAAGGUCUCCUCAAUGCAAGCGGAGCUAGAAUUAUCCUGGUCGAUCAGUUGCUCCAACUUCCCGUAGCAAACGAGUCUAUCUUCACCAUUGGUGCCGGCGUGUUUCAUUCGACAGAGGCCUCCGAUCUAGCAGACAUCCUCUUUACGAGUGGAACAAGUGGCGCCCCUAAAGGGAUUCGUGUCGACCACGGUAAUUUGUUCCAUUCUAUCCGGGGAUGCAGGUCGAUGAUGAAUGCCUACCACUCUUUACGCACCCUUGCCUUUUCCGCUCCUGCCAUCGAUAUGAGCGUAUGGGAUCUGUUCGGAACUCUCACAAGCGGAGGUACGAUCUGCGUGGCAAGAAAGCCUCAGUUGCUUCAAGACCUGACAACAAUGUGCGACACUUUUGCCGCCACAUUCUUGCAGUCGACUUCGACGGUUUUGAACUUGAUCAACCCAGCAAGAGUGCCCUUCCUUCACGUCAUUCUUCCGGGCGGCGAGCCUAUGAGUUUUUCGGUGCAGAAGAAAUUUGCUCAGGAUUUCGACCUUUACAACACGUACGGUCCUUCAGAAAUCACCGUCAGCGCUGUGUCUGCGAAUAUUGAACCAUCUUCAAGCCGCAAGACCAUAGGUCAGCCCUUAGGAUCCAACAAGGUGUAUAUUCUUCGAGAUUCAACGGCAGUGACAGACGAUUUCAGCUCAUCUUUGGAGCUUUGCGGCGUCAACGAAAUUGGAGAGAUUGCGUUGGCCGGUCCUCAAGUUGCGCAGGGUUAUCUUCAUCUACCCGAGUUCUCGGCGUCGAAGUUCAUCGCCAAUCCAUUUGCGAAGGGCGAAAGAAUGUUUCUAUCCGGAGAUAUGGCCGUUGCUCUAGCAGCCACCGAUGAAGUCAAGGACGCAACAUGCAUCAAGAUCGAGAUAGACAAGGUCGAAACACUCGCACUGUUUAUUUCUCCUUUUCCCGACAUUAACUCGAUGGACAAGGACGAUCUUCCACACUGUUUGCAGAAGGGUUAUCGAAAUGCCGCGAAUGCAAUCUUUGAACGAUGCGAGUUGCAGCUGCCUUGGUACGCUGUACCUUCUUUCGUUUUCCCACUCGGGGCGAUUCCCUCUACCGCAAACGACAAGCUUGACGAGCGCAGAAUUGCUUCCAUCUACUCGGAUAUCGUUGCAAAGAACUUGGAGAGGCAUUUCCGCCGCAGUGCUAACGAAACUUCCAUUCGAUAUCAAUCUUCCCCGUUGGAGGAAGCCGUUGCGGCGCUCUGGGAGUCUAUCCUACCUUACGAUCUUCCAGCUUGCCGAAUUCCACUCGAUCAGCACUUCUUCGCAGCAGGAGGCAACUCGAUGAGUGUGAUAAAGCUCAGCGCAGCUGCGCGCCAAUCUGGGUACAGCCUGUCAGUUGCCGACAUCUUUGCACAUCCAACCAUUCGUGCGCAAGCUCGCGUGUUGAUGCGAGUCUCUACGCCUUUGAGCACCGAUCUAACGGGUCUCGACGGCGCAGAGGAGCUUCUGGCUCCUUUUAGCCUUGUCAAAGGCUGGGCAGACUCUGCCCAGGAUGGCCUCAGUGAAGUUGAGAUUUCAGUCAACGAAGUCGAAGAGGCGAUGCCAGCUACUCGAACUCAAGAGUCGCUCAUCAGCAUCAGCCUGAGGAACACCCGACAUGGCGGCCGCUAUAUGGCGCGUAUGGGAGUCCCAAUCCCAGACUGGGUCUCGGUAGAGCGAUUCAAGGAAGCUUGGAAGCAGCUUGUUUCGGCAACUCCAAUUCUGCGAACAGCUUUCGUGUUGCAGGGCGACCAGCUGCUUCAGCUUGUUCUGAAAACCACGUCCGCUCAAGUUCAACAGCUCGUCAAUCUCACUGCAAGACGCAGUCAUGACAGCUGCGUUCACAUGCAGUUCAAGCUCGGUCAAUGUCCUGUUGCGGCCGAACUCGACAUUGCUAGCGAUAAGACAGACUUUCACCUGACUAUACAUCACUCUGUAUAUGACGGCGAGCUGCUCCGACUUCUUUCCGAGCGACUGAUUCAGCUCUGUCGCACCCCCGGAGCGGAGCUGCAAGGCCGUCCCUAUUCCUUGUUCGUUCAUCGUCUUCUCAAGCUCCAGGACAAUGAAAAAUCGAUUGCGUACUGGAAACGGUAUCUGUUCGAAUGUCAGGCAUUCACCUGGCCCACCGAGAUGGUAGGAAAGGCUGGCUUAGCCUCGCAAGUCGAACGGCAAAGCUCCUGCAGGGAGACUCAGAUGGUUUUCGAAGGUGCUCUGCGCUCUAAAGCGCAGGAGCAUUGCGUGACAACAGCGACUCUCUUCAAGACAGCAUUAACCAUCGUCCUCCAUGCAUCUUCGGGUGCAAACGACUUCAUCUACAGUCUCGUCUCUUCUGGCCGCUCCGGCAUGGCUGGGCACGCAGACCUUCAGGAUGUAUUAGGACCUUGUGUCACUACUGUGCCAGUUCGAGCUGUCAUCGCUCCAGAUCAGACUGUCACGGAGCUUCUCGCUCAAAUUGACGCUGACGGUGCAGCAGCCCUUGCCCACGAGCAUGUCGGCUACGCCAAGAUCUGUGGUACAGCAAAUCUGCGUCCUGCAACAGCCUUGUCUACCGUCUUGUUGACCUUUCAAGACGAGCCUUCUGCUUUAUCAGCCCAAGAAUUCAGCCUCUUUGACGCGACCACUCAAAUGGAAGUAGAGUUCCCGAUCAAUCUCAUCGUGCACCCGCGCGACGAAGCCUUGCUCAUGGCGCUCUGCUCACACGACGAGGAGGUUGCUCCUAGAUUGGCGACGUUCUUCUUGCAACGGAUCUCGGCUGUUCUGACUUCGAUUUGCAGCAGUGACUUAAGAGGAUUGACAGUAAAAAGAUCUUCCCCGCUUACGGCUACAAGUACAAUCAAAGCCUUCGAGCCGGUUCAUGUCUCCUUUUCGGCAAAAGCCCGGCAGAUCCCGAAGAAGAUCGCUAUCAUGUUCUUGGACGGCGAAGCCAUCACGUAUGAUAGGCUCGAUUACCUGUCCGGUCAGCUCUCUGUGAAGCUGGCUGCCCGUAUCUCUUCUUCCAAUCCCAGUAAGCGGCCAGUGGCCAUCUUCAUGCCUAAAAGCAUCGCGCUCUAUAUCGUCAUUUUUGCCGUGCUCAAAGCGGGUUAUGGAUACGUAGCGUUCGAGCCCGAUCAUCCGCCAUCCAGAACGCCUCAGCUCUUGUCGCACGUCCAAGCGUCUCUGUUGAUCGUGAUUGAAAGCACUCAUCCUCGAGUGAGCUCAAUCUUGGCAGAGAACGUAAACGGUAUUUCCGAAAACAACGUCAAUAGCUCACUGUUCAACGCAGACAGAGCCAUCCGUGAAUGCGAUACAGAGGACACAGGCUGCGAAGCUGACCUUUCGAAGGCAAUCGCAAUCAAAGAAGAUGACACGGCAUACAUUGUCUUCACCAGCGGCACAACAAGCUCUCCAAAGCCGAUUGUGGUCCAGCACGGCAAUCUUUACCACUCCAUCGAAUCGAGUCGCUCGAUUCUUCACAAGGAUCCGUCUUCCUUACGCACACUGGCCUUUUCAGGCCCGACUUUUGACAUGAGCACUACCUCCACAGUCUUGGAUCUGCUUGUGCCAGACCAAGUGCCGUUCCUGCUGACACUUUGUCCGGGAGGCGAACCGCUGAAGAAGCAAAUUUGCGAACGCUUUUCGACCGGAUUCCAGAUCCUCAACACCUAUGGCCCUUCUGAAUGCACCGUCAGCGUCACGUCCGGCUGUAUUGGAAGAAAUGACCUUCCGAGUCUCAUAGGCAGACCGAUAGGCUGCAACCGUGCGUACGUCAUCGACCGCUGCAGUGGCCGACCUCCUGCGUUGGUGCCGCUCGGAAGAAUCUGUGAACUGGCGAUCGGUGGACCCCAAGUAGGGCUCGGCUAUCUUGGCAACCAACCUGCCACCUUGGCGUCUUUCAUUCCGAGCCCUUUCGACGUCGAUGCGCCCACAAGUCAAAGAUUGUUUUUGACAGGGGACAAGGCAAGAUGGCAUUCAGAUGGCCGCCUUGAAUACCUGGGUCGUUCCGACUUCCAAAUCAAGAUCCGAGGCUUCCGCAUUGACCCCUUCGAGGUUGAGGAGGCGGUCGUCAAAGCUGCUCAUCCUCUUGGAGAUGAUGCAAUCUGCGCGAAGGUGUUCGACAAUGAAAGCCGCGAACGUCUUGUCCUGUUUUUAGCUCUAUCCCAUGGAGCUAACAGUCAGACAGAUUGUACCUUCAGUGCUGGGCUGACGCUGACCGGUACCCUUACAGAGGUCGCUUCUGCACGUACAGCAAGUCUCUCAUCUGCGUUGAAACAAAGGCUACCUUCGUAUAUGAUCCCUUCAGUUAUUCUUCCGAUGAAGGCUUUUCCGUUGACCGCCAAUCUCAAGGUGGACAGGAAAGCGCUGAUGUCUACAUACACGGAAUGGCUCGCUUCGGGAAGCAAGUUCACAUUCAUCGAUGACGGUUCUGCACAACAGAGGAAUGUUUUGAAGCCAAGCCUCAACGAGACCGAGAUCCAGGUCGCUACUCUCUGGGGUCAGCUGCUUGGGAGGGAGCCGAGCUCUUUCUCGUCGAGCGACCACUUCCUCCUCGUGGGUGGCGACUCGGUCCUCCUGAUCCGCCUUGCAGGUCUCUGGCGAGCACAUGGCUGCAAGAUUGACUUUGCAACGCUCUUCGACAACCUCAUUCUCUCAGCCCAGGCAAAACUGUUCCUUCCAUCACGAUCAAUCGACGAGAGAGAAGCUCAGAAGGCCUAUGAACCGUUCAGUCUGCUUCAAGAUGCGAUCACCACCACGGCAGAUGCGAUUGCAGGACUCAACGCUGAGCCGGAGGACGUAGUGGAUAUCCUCCCUUGCUCGCCGAUGCAAGAUGCUUUAGUUGGUCUCAGUCUCACUGGCGACAAGGACGCCCAGGCCUACUUUGCCACGAUCGACACAGAACUUCCAAAAUCUCUAGCUUUUUCGGAGGUGCAGCGUGCAUGGGAUCAACUCGUCCGGUGGAACGAUGUGCUGCGUACAUGCUUCUUCUUCGGAAAGGAAGGAUUGCUUCAGGUAGUGUAUAGAUCGGAAUCGACCAGAGGCAAGGCGGCUUAUCUGCAUGAAAUCGACACAAAAGAUACUGGUGCUUCAAGUCCCGAUUCUACAAACUUCGAUACGGUACCGGCACCAGGGCUCGAGAUGGGAGCUGUCCCUAUCACAGCGCGAUACUAUUCUUCAACCGAGAACUCCCGACUCGUGGUCAAAUUCCACCACGCAGUGUACGAUGGGGAAAUGCUCGACAUCCUCUUGAGCCAGUUCUACAGUGUUCUGCGAUACACCGCAGAGGACGACGUUUUGUUCUCAAUGGUAUCAUCUGGCCGCUCUGGCUUGGAGAUGGAAGGCUUAGACAAGGUUGCAGGUCCCUGCAUUGCCACUAUCCCGGUCAGAGUCAAAGUGAAGGAAGACCAACCGGUGAACCAAUCGCUUGCCGCGCUGAUGAAGGACUUACAACACAGUCUGAAACACGAGCACUUGGGAAUGCACAAGAUCAAAGAACUAAUGGGAAUUAGGCGCCGAGGACCCCUGACGAACGUGAUCUUGACAUACCAGGCGCACGUUGAUCGGGUUGAGGCGGUCGGCAAGGACACCAAUAUGUUCCGUAUCUUUGGAGGCAAGGUUCGGAUGACAAUGGACACGCCCAUCAAUCUGAUAGUCUCUCCUACGUCAGAAGGACUAGAACUCAAUGAUUCCGGCAUCCGUUCUACCUCGAAUGAAGCAGAGGAUGUUUUGCAGACCUUCAAACGGCAGGUUGAACGGACUCCAAAGAAGAUAGCUGUUCAACAUGGCUGUUCGAGCUUUGCAGGUGCAGCCUACAUUGCAGUGGAUGAAGACUCCAACCAUACUCGGGCUCGGGACAUCAUCGCAGCAUCAGCACCAACUCUUCUGCUUACCAGCGAUAAACGGCGUGAUCAAGCGAGAUCACUGCUGUCAAACAGCGCCUUCGCUGUCGUGCUGUUGACGAUCGAGGAAAUGGGGACUAGUGCCAAUGCCACCCUUGAAGAACAUCCUGCAGCAAUGGUGGCGGUCAGAAAUGGCAGUGAUCUUGCCUCAGCUGGCUCGAAGACCUCGGUGGUAUGGCAACUCAGCUCUUAUGCGCCUUCCUGGAAACGACGUCUACGGUUCUCAAUCUGCAAUCUGAUCGAACCUGCGACAGUGCCCUUCUUGAAGUACAUCCUGCCAGGAGGUGAGCCGGUCGUACGCAGUAUCCAACAAAAAUUCAGCGACGACUUCUACCUCCUGAGCACGUACGGACCGUCUGAAGCGACUGUGAGUGUCUCUUCAGGUCGUCUUCAUCAGCAAGAUCCAGCGAACGUCAUUGGAAAACCCGUCGGAAGCAGUGCGAUCUAUAUUGUCAAGUCAAAGACUCAAGAAAGCAGAUCGCAACUCAAUUUGUGCUCUCUCUACGAGCCAGGUGAACUCGCUAUCGCUGGCCCUCAAAUAUCUCGAGGAUACCUGAACAUGGCAGAGCUCACAUCCAAGAGUUUCAUAGAGGACUGCGAGCUAGAGUCGCAAGUCUUGCGCACUCGCUUGUUCCUUUCUGGGGAUUUCGGAUACUGGGAUGGGCAUGGAAGGCUGCACCUCCUUGGUAGGAUCGACAGUCAGGUCAAGAUCAAGGGGUAUCGCGUAGAGCUGGGAGACAUCGAAUCGACAAUCUUGACCGUCUUCCCUGGCACAAUUCGACAGGCUGCGUGCAUCAAAACGACCUUCGACAAUCGAGAAUCUAUCGUUGCUUUCGUCGUACGGAACGACAACGAUGCUUCAAAGCGACAGCACGAGUUUUGCGAAGCGGUGCGAGACACGAUUGUAAAUGUGCUGCCAGCAUACAUGGUGCCGUCAAUGGUCCUCACGGUAGACUCGAUACCUAUGACCCAGAACUCCAAGAUUGACAGAAACCAGCUGACAGAGUUUCAUCGUAAGGUUCUAGCAACGCAUCCCUUACCGGCGCACAAGAAACCAGCAGUAAAUCCCCCUCGAAAUCAUCUCGAAGAACGUAUCGCAACGGGCUGGUCCGAGCAUCUCGGUAUCGACCCACAGCUCCUGGACAUUGACAAGCACUUUGUCUCCCUCGGAGCAGAUUCCCUCACCGCCAUGAAGGUAGCCAGGAGUCUUAUCGCCGGUGGUCUGCGCUCGGAGGACAUAUUUGCACGAAGCGAUGUGGUCGAUCGCGACGAUAUCGAGUACGUAUUCCCUUGCAGUACGUUCCAGGAAGGACUCAUCGACUCAACCUUGGUCCAUCCUGAGCAGCAAGCCUUCUUUGCGAACUUGCGUAUCCGGGUCGGCGAGGUCACCCAGGAGAGUCUGGAACGCUUCUGGGGCAUUAUGCAAGAACGACAUCCGAUGCUACGAACUGUCUUCAAAGCACAUGAAGACAGCCUUCUUCAUGUUGUCCUCAGACCGACUUCCAAGCUGUUAAACAGGAUGAAGGGACGACAACCACAGGAUGCGUUCCGGACAGUGCUUCUUGGAGAAUUGCACGAGGCCGAUAUUCUGCAGAGCCUCUUCGAGCAGGCGCAAAUUGAUCAUCAAGAAGCUCUGGAGCACGAAGUACCGAGCCUUGAAGGUUUACGAAAGAUCACCGGCUCCUUGGUCAAAGUCGGACUCUCUGAGCUGCUUUUUGUCUUUCAUGACUUUGAAGACUCGAAGGAGCAAAUUCGCCAAGCUAGCAGAGAUGCCAGCUUGAAGAGCAGCCUCAAGAUCAGCCAAUGUUGUUGGACAAUCGUUUGA